AUGGCCUCCAGAGGGAGCAGACCCAUGCCCCAGAGCAUUCCACUCAGCUUGGAGGGAAUCCAACAGAACCAGCGGAUGUGGCUGGUGAAGCUUCCUAAAUACCUGUCACAGCAGUGGUCUGAAGCUUCUGGAGGCGGUGAAGUAGGGAAGCUGCAGAUUGCCAAAAAUCAAGGAAAGUCUGAAAUCUCAUUUAUUUUGAAUAAGGAACUUACAGACAUUCGGGGUACAGAUGGACAACCUGUCCCGGUCAUUGCUCCCAGGGAGCAUCAGCUUGUCUUGCAGGGGGUCAGAGGGCAGGUCCUCACAGUGCUGACUGAGCGUGCACCGGAUCAGCUCUCCCUGGAAGGGACGGUGGUACAUCGGGGAGAAUGCAGACCUGCUCUGAGUGAAAACUACAUGAGGCUGAAGAGAAAGCAAACAGAGGAGUCUUCCAAACCUGCCAGAACCGUACAGAAACUGGAGAAGGUAGUCACGACCAACUAUAAACCCGUUGCCGAUCAUCAGUGCAAUAUUGAAUAUGAGAAGAAAAAGAAAGAGAGUGGAAAGAGAGUGAAGGCUGAUAAAGACCAAGUUUUAACCUUGCUAUUUGCUGCCUUUGAGAAACACCAGUAUUAUAACAUAAAGGACUUGGUUGGAAUCACUAUGCAACCUGUGGUGUACCUGAAGGAAAUCUUGAAUGAAAUCGGUGUUCAGAAUGUAAAAGGGCCCCACAAAAACACAUGGGAGCUAAAAGCAGAGUACCGGUAUUAUCCGGCAGCAGCCAAGAGUGAAUGA
This is a messenger RNA of Kogia breviceps (pygmy sperm whale), 774 nucleotides long. NCBI's taxonomy places the organism in Eukaryota, Metazoa, Chordata, Mammalia, Artiodactyla, Physeteridae. The record is from RefSeq and is a predicted model, not a curated record.